CCAAGCUCUACUGGAAGAUUUCAAUAUGGUGCCUCUGCUACUGUUAACUUUCACGUUGUUCGCCGUGGGUAGUUCCGUCGCCGAACCCAUUUCAGGAAACUAUCAGGUUGACUGGAUACAGGAAUGGCAGAACCAAAUCGAAGAUUACGAUCUUGGCCCUCCCUUUGUCCAACCUGGCGUACUCCUUCCCGGCCUGACUGUCAAGGAUAUCAUCAGCGCCAUAGGAACUAGCUGGCACGCCAAGGACAUCCUAGAAGUCUACGGGAUCCUCUGCCGAGACAUCGCCCCAAGCCUCGUGGUGCCCCUCGGGGGACCAGGUAUCUUUCAGAGGGUAUGCGAUCCUAUCUUUGAUGCCCUGAACACCAACAGUCGGGUCGAUGGCGUCGCAAUCUGCAAUGCGGUAUAUACCCCUCUUGUAGGCCCCUACAGACGUAGACGAAGAAUGGCCCCUGACAUGUCCCUCAUGGGGUUGGGCAUCGUGAGGAACUUCAAUUUUGAGGCAGUACUACAUGAGAUUAGCGACCGCGUUUUCGAUCUCCACAGCUACGACCAGGAAUCCGUAUGCAACGCCGUUGAUGGAUUCCUCAACUCUGGUUUGACCAUCCAGGCUUUACUUGAAAGCGUUGGCGAGGUCUUCCUGGCCGAAGGCAUCGGCCAGGGGUCACAGAUCUGUCACUUCUGGGACGAGAUUUACGACAAUCUCCGCCGGGCCGACGAGCAAACACCUGAUGAGCCGCCAUUCUUCCAGACCCUCAUGGAGGACGUGUCGCAACUUAUAGCUGAGUUCAGCGGGUUUGAAGAUCGUGAGUCCCUUUGCGAUGCAAUAACAGAGGCAGCAGCAGAUCCUCAGCAGGUUCCUCAGGCUCCCUUCAGAAACUCAAGGAUCUCCUCUCUCGCCGACACCAUCUUACAUAAUAUGAUGGACACGCUCAUCAUUGACGACCAGUGUACCCAGUUCGGCAAUGAUGUCAUCGACCUCAUCGUCAACCUCAGCCCUUACAUCGACCACCAAAUCAUCCAAAUGGGUAUCCAGAUGAUUUUCGACAUGCAGUCAAUUGAAGAAGCGUGUACCUUUAUCGAUGACGAGUUGGCAUUCCCAGGAUGUGCUGCCGGUCCAUGUGCCAAUGGUGGAAGAUGCGCAGAAUUCCAGGAUGCCUUCAGCGAGUCUUUCCGUUGUGACUGUCUUUCUGGAUACACUGGAACCGACUGCGGAAUAGUGAUCCGUCCAGCUAUUCCAGAGCCGUGCUACAGCGAUCCCUGUCUAAACGGAGGGAGCUGUAUGAACCACAGGGACACAUAUUAUUGUAUUUGUAUGGCUGGUUAUUACGGCACCAACUGCGAGUACAGUUAAGUGCCUCAGAGUUCUCCGCAUGCUGUGCGUAAUGACUUCGAUGACUAAACCAACUUGAAUCAAGAAGCAACAAUUAUCUUCCAAUAGUUCAUCACCGUAAAGAUGAAAUCUUCUAUGAGAUAUGAUUAUUGUUAGAUUAAGUCGUAUGAAUUAAUGCUUACAUUUAGGGAACUUUGGAAUUCUGAUGAAUAGGCUUAUAAUGUGGAAAACUUGUUUUGUAAUACCAUACCAUAUUACACGGGCAAAUGAAAAUUGAUCGUUAUAAGAUAAUG
Molecule: messenger RNA, 1623 nt
Organism: Lytechinus variegatus (green sea urchin)
Lineage: Eukaryota; Metazoa; Echinodermata; Echinoidea; Temnopleuroida; Toxopneustidae
Exons: 5
Coding region: 26-1351 (441 amino acids)
Molecular function (GO): calcium ion binding
Source: RefSeq, a predicted model, not a curated record